Molecule: messenger RNA, 1752 nt
Organism: Penicillium macrosclerotiorum
Lineage: Eukaryota; Fungi; Ascomycota; Eurotiomycetes; Eurotiales; Aspergillaceae
Exons: 1
Coding region: 1-1752 (583 amino acids)
Biological process (GO): double-strand break repair via nonhomologous end joining
Cellular component (GO): nucleus
Molecular function (GO): DNA-directed DNA polymerase activity; DNA binding
Source: RefSeq, a predicted model, not a curated record
AUGAUGCACAAUCCUUUUUUCGGCAGUUCAUCUCCACCUGAGUUAGCCGAAGAGAUACCAGAGACAAUUUUCUUGGGACUGCCGCCGUUAUUCAUACUUCCCACUCAUCUGGCUCUUGAAAAGUUGCAUGAUAUAGAAAAUCGCUUCAUUGAUCAUGGUGGGAAACUAACCUAUGAUAUAUCAGAAGCCAAGGUCAUCUUGGGGAAUAUUGCUCAGAAGAAACGUGCCGUACUGGAGUUACGUUCACGUGGGAUUUGGACAGAGGAGAUCCCUAUGAUUCCUGCCCUUGAAUCAGUAGAUUCUCAGGGGAGCAAUGAACGCCCCCUCAAGAGAAGAAAGACUGAGGCAGUUCAAUCAACCAUUGAUGAAGAGAUUGAGGUAGUGGGUCUAAAAAAUCAGUCGCCACAGGAGGAGGGUAUAAAAGAAAAUCGAUCUGAACCUGCAACAAGUUUUUUUCAAGAUUCAGAGGAUUCAAAUGUCAUCACUCUUCUCAAACUGGAAUGGCUUGACAACUCUAUUGCUGCUGGAAAGCCUCUUUCACACGCUUCAUUUGUGGUUUAUAGCGGACAAAAGAUUCCGCCACCUGUCAGCGCCAGCCUCGCGAGGUCGCCAUCCCAUGAGAUACCAAAACAGAUUCUCCAGCGUGCUAUGGGGGACGCUGCUUCGCAGCCUAUGCCAGUAUCACCAAGUCAAUUCCGUCCACAUCGGUCUCGGGAACACCGUGCUGGAUCUUCCAGUCAGCGCCUUCCACCGCCAACACUCUAUAGGCAGACGACCUCAGAAAAUGAUGACGAGGUUCCACCGCCACCGGAACCAGACUGGGUUCGUGAUCAGAUUCUAUAUGCAUGUAUGCGUUCGGCGCCACUCCAUCCGCCGAAUGAAAAAUUCAUCGCUCAACUUUUGAAAAUCCGACGUAUUCGAGAGCUCACGCUCGAUGAAAUUGGAGUUAGAGCGUACAGCACGUCGAUUGCGUCUUUAGCGGCAUAUCCUCAUGUUAUAAGACGGCCUACCGAAAUCCUCGCUCUUCCCGGGUGUGAUAUGAAAAUCGCUAACCUAUUCGCCGAGUUUCAGCAACAUGGGGGCUCCAAUGAUGACGAUGGCAAAGUUUCUGCGGCAGAUGCGCUAGAUAGCGACCCUGCCCUGCGGGUCUUGAAUCACUUCAACGAUAUUUGGGGAGUUGGUGCAAAGACUGCAAGAGAAUUUUAUUACCAUCGUGGAUGGAAAGAUCUGGAUGACAUCGUCGAGCAUGGAUGGAAUACUCUGUCGAGAGUACAGCAAAUUGGCGUCAAGUUCUUUGAUGAGUUCCAAGACGGCGUAUCACGCAAGGAGUCAGAGUCUAUUGCUGCCAUUGUACGACAUCAUGCCAAUCAGGUGCGUCCUGAAACAGGAGAAGAAAUAGAGUGCAUUCUUGUUGGUGGUUACAGACGAGGCAAAGAAAUAAGCGGCGACGUUGACCUUAUUCUUACUCACCACGACGAUGAAAUUACCCGAAAUCUCAUUGUUGAUGUCGUUGCCAGCCUCGAAACAGACCUUUAUAUCACCCAUACACUAUCAUUGCACCUCACUUCCACUCUACGUGAGCAGCAAACACUCCCCUUCCGAGGGGAUGAAACCGGAAAGCAUUUUGAUACCCUAGAUAAAGCAUUGGUAGUUUGGCAAGAUCCAAAAUUUGACCAUGGAGAAUCCAAUGCUGGACAGGAUCCAAACAAGAACAAAAAAAUCCAAAUCCUCAUCGACGAGUUGACAUUAUAA